AUGGGAAAAGAUACUUUCCAACUGGGAGGCCAGGAAUGGCCGAAGGUAACAUGGUGGAAAAUGAAGGGCAUGCGCUUCGUUUAUAUGACCCUAUGGGCGGCCAUGAUUACAUCUGCCACUAACGGCUACGAUGGGUCUUUGAUGAAUGGAUUGGAGGCUAUGCCCUCGUGGAAUGCCUCAUACAAUCAUCCUCAAGGAUCUACACUUGGUCUACUUGCAGCGUCCAUGGCAAUCGGCUCCAUGCUUUCAAUUCCAAUUGUACCCUACGUCGCAGAUGUCAUGGGACGACGAGCUGGUGUCGUCGUAGGCUGUUGUAUCAUGCUUUGCGGUGUUGCCAUGGUGUCUAUUGGGUACCAUAUUGCUUUAUUUGUCGUUGGACGAAUUAUCCUCGGCUUUGGUCUUGGAAUUUCGCAGGAAUGUUCGCCACUUCUUGUGACUGAACUUGUCCAUCCACAGCACCGUGCUGUUUACAGUAGUAUCUACAAUUCUCUGUGGUAUGUCGGAAGUUUGAUCGGUGCCUGUGUUGCCUUGGGUACAAACCAUAUUCACGGUGAAUGGGGGUGGCGUGUUCCGUGUCUCUUGCAGGGAAUUCCUUCUUUAUGUCAAUUAGUAUUUAUUUGGACUGUGCCCGAAUCACCCCGCUGGCUCAUCUCAAAGGGCAAGUUCGAGCAAGCCAAAAAGAUCCUCGCAUAUGUCCACGCCCAAGGAGAUGAGAACGACGCACUGGUCAACGUUGAAUUUGAUGAGAUCCAGCAGACAAUUGCGCUGGAGAAACAAUUUGAGGGCAAUAACUGGUCCGAAUUCUGGUCGACAGCUGGAAACCGUCAUCGAUCCAUCAUUCUGAUUUCCAUCGGCUUCUUCUCUCAAUGGUCCGGAAACGGCAUCGUCUCAUACUUCCUGCCGCAGGUCCUCAAUCUCAUCGGCAUCACCGACAGCAACACAGUCCUGACUAUCAAUCUCAUCCUCAGUGCUGUCAACGUUGUUUCGGCAACGGGUAUCUGCUUUUGGGUGGACUACUUUGGACGCCGCAAGCUGUUCCUUACAUCCAGCAUUAGUAUGCUUGUUUGCUUUAUCUCAACGACGAUUGCUUUGGCGCGAUUUGCCAAUGGGCCCGAGGGCAACGAUAACGCCGCGCAUGCUGUCAUUGCAUUCAUCUUCCUCUUCUAUAUCGCCUACAACAUCGGAUUUAGUGGAAUGCUUGUGUCAUACUCUUCUGAAAUUCUACCAUACCGUCUCCGCGCCAAGGGUCUUACUUUGAUGUUCUUCUGUGUCGACCUGAGUCUCUGGUUCAACCAAUACGUCAACCCGAUCGCCCUUCUAAACAUUCAAUGGAAGUACUACAUUGUUUACUGUGUGUUCUUGGCGUUUGAGAUUUUCGUGGUGUGGAAGUACUACAUCGAGACCAAGGAGACUCCUUUGGAGGAAAUUGUCAAGUUCUUUGAUGGUGAAAACGCAAUCUUGGGUGGAACCGCUCCUUCCGAGAAGAUCGUUGAGCUCACUGCUCGCGAUGGGCAAUCCAUUCAGGUUGAUGGCGAGAAAGCUAUCACCACCCAGGUCGAGGUUAGGGCCUAG
Messenger RNA from Penicillium soppii, 1572 nucleotides. RefSeq lists its product as uncharacterized. The coding region runs from base 1 to 1572 and encodes 523 amino acids. The transcript has 5 exons. Gene Ontology annotation, cellular component: membrane. The record is from RefSeq and is a predicted model, not a curated record. Gene Ontology annotation, biological process: carbohydrate transport; transmembrane transport. NCBI's taxonomy places the organism in Eukaryota, Fungi, Ascomycota, Eurotiomycetes, Eurotiales, Aspergillaceae. Gene Ontology annotation, molecular function: carbohydrate:proton symporter activity.